AACAGUGGCAUCCGCUUCCCUUAUAUGCGCCAUGGUAAUCUCCGAGACCAUAUCCGCAAGAACCACGCGCACGUGGACAAUGCGACCAAGGAUACCUGGAUCCAGAAUGCAGUUCGCGUCGUGCAAUUCAUUCACAGCCACGCCGUGAGCCACGGAGACAUCAGCGCGCGCAACUUCCUGGUGGCGGAUGACCUCUCACUCAAGCUGUGUGGCUUUGCCGGCUCGGGCAUCGGCGACAUGCCGCCGCUGGUCACGGAAGAGGACCGGUAUAGACUGUCUCCUGAGUCCCCUCGAUCCACUCAGACCGAUCUCUUUGCCCUGGGCUGUCUGAUCUUCGAGAUCGUGGCCGGGUACCGCCCGUAUGAGGAAAUCGGUGACGAUGAUUGGGAGACAAUUGCACAAAACUACUCUCGAGGAAUUUUUCCGCCGGUGGAGGGUAUUCGAUAUGGAGACAUCAUUCAUCAGUGCUGGACCUCCCGAUACGCCAAGGCUGAUUAG
Molecule: messenger RNA, 498 nt
Organism: Aspergillus brunneoviolaceus CBS 621.78
Lineage: Eukaryota; Fungi; Ascomycota; Eurotiomycetes; Eurotiales; Aspergillaceae
Product: kinase-like protein
Exons: 1
Biological process (GO): protein phosphorylation
Molecular function (GO): protein kinase activity; ATP binding
Source: RefSeq, a predicted model, not a curated record